This is a messenger RNA of Onthophagus taurus, 1587 nucleotides long. The record is from RefSeq and is a predicted model, not a curated record. Lineage: Eukaryota; Metazoa; Arthropoda; Insecta; Coleoptera; Scarabaeidae.
AAUCAUUCUCAUUAAUUAAAGUUGAUUUUAACUCACCUUUAAUUCAGAUUAAUGUAUUAAUAAUGGAGUCCAACUUGGAGGUGAUCUUAACAUGCAGAGACUUUAACACCGGUGUUGAAAACAAACAUGGAAAACUACGAGAAAACCCUAAGGAAACUAGUAAUCGACCUAUUUAACGUAAACGCGGUAAAAUUCGGCGAAUUUAAAACGAAAGUGGGUAUUUUAACGCCGGUUUAUUGCGAUUUAAGGGUGGUCGUUAGUUAUCCCAAUAUCUUAAGAGUUUUAUCCGAUUUAAUCGAAGAAAAAACGAAAAAUAUUCGUUACGAUUUAAUUUGUGGCGUGCCAUACACCGCUUUACCGAUCGCCACAGCUUUAUCGCUAAAAAUAGAUAAACCCAUGGUGAUGCGAAGGAAAGAAAAGAAAGAUUAUGGUACAAAAAAGUUAAUUGAAGGGGAUUUUAACGACGGGGAUCGUUGUUUGAUUGUUGAAGACGUCGUAACAUCCGGAGGGAGCGUUUUAGAAACGUGUCAAGAUUUGCAAAACUCAGGGAUUAAAGUUUCUGAAGCUGUGGUACUUUUAAAUCGUGAACAAGGUGGGGAAACGAUUUUAAAAGAAAAUGGGAUUAAUAUGAUCGCCUUAUUAACGUUGUCUCAAUUAAUAUUGGUUUUAAAAGAGGAGAAUUUAAUUAAUGAAGAUGUUUAUAAAAAAGUUUUAAAAUAUAUUAAGGAAAAUCAAAUUAAAACAAAACAUGAAAUGAAUCGAUUAAAAUUAUCUUACUCAGAAAGGAUUAAAUAUUGCAAAAAUCCCGUUUCAAAAGAAUUGUUUAAAAUAAUGGAUGCGAAAAAAUCGAAUUUAUGUGUAGCCGCCGAUUUAACAAACGCUACCGAUAUUCUAAACCUAGCCGAAGAAAUAGGCCCCUUUAUAUGUUUAUUAAAACUUCAUGUGGACAUCAUUGAAGAUUUCCACGAAAACUUUAUAAAAAGAUUACAAGAAAUCGCUUCAACACACAACUUUUUAUUAUUUGAAGAUAGAAAGUUCUCAGAUAUAGGAAAAACCGUCCAAAAUCAAUACACCAAAGGUAUUUAUCACAUUUCUAAUUGGGCCACUUUAAUCACAGCCCAUUCGUUGAUGGGAAAUGGUACUUUAAGAGCCAUCGAGCAAUCAAUGAGUCCAAAUAAGAAAUCUGGAGUGUUUUUAUUAGCAGAAUCCAGCACCGAGGGGUUAAUUAACCCCGAAUACACAAAAGCAACGAUUGAAAUGGGUAAAACUCACAUUGAAACUGUAACCGGAUUCGUUUGUCAAUCCCCCAAAUUCUUGGAUGAGCCCCAAUUUAUUCAAUUAACACCCGGGGUUCAAAUUAACGAAUCAGCCGAUGAUUGCGAUCAAAGAUACACCUCUCCGGAAGCUGCAAUAAACGAAAAAGGGGCCGAUGUGGUCGUUGUGGGUCGUGGAAUUACUAAAUCGAACGAUUUUGGGAAAAUUGCUGAAAAAUAUCGAAGAUUAUUAUGGGAAUCUUACCAAAAUAGGAUUUCUAUAGAGUAAAAUUAAUAUUUUUGUAAUUUUUAUAAUAAAUUUCUUAACCUUAAA